Bicyclus anynana (squinting bush brown) is the source of this 599-nucleotide messenger RNA. RefSeq lists its product as uncharacterized. The record is from RefSeq and is a predicted model, not a curated record. Bases 150 to 533 code for a protein of 127 amino acids. Lineage: Eukaryota; Metazoa; Arthropoda; Insecta; Lepidoptera; Nymphalidae. The transcript has 2 exons.
UGGAUUUUUAAUUAACAGUAUUUUUAUUGCUUUAUUGGAUGUAGUAGGAGUACCUAUUAGUUGUCAUCAUAUAAAAGGUAAUACAUGUCGAUCAGUGCAUCAUUCUAACAAUAACCCUUGAGUCGCACAUUCGAGUAAAUAUAGACAACAUGAAGAUGUAUCUUCUAGCUGUACUGUGUUUGGUUGGGUUUGCUAUGUCCUUCCCGACUGCUAUGCCUGAACAGGAAGACGUAGAAGAUUUCCAAGUUGGCUUACACGAAGAGAAUAAAGAUGAAAACGAAGCGGUACCUCAUAAUGUGAUCCAUUUAGAUGAUAAUACUCUCGCGUUACUGAGGGAAUUGAAGAAACAAAUUUUAGCUGAAUUUAAACAGUCCGUGAUUGAUGAUGAGGGACAUGUUAUACAACGUGGCAUUCCGCUACCGCUACCUCGUCCUAUAACUGAUUUAGUUAAAAAAGUGCUCCCAUGGCCUUUUUCAGCUAUUUUUGACUCAACCAUACCAGAACCAGAACCAGAACCAAAAGAAGCUGUGUAGGUAUCCUGUUUUUAUUUUAAAAUAAAGACAUGAAUUUUCAAUAAAUAUUUCAUUCAAUACAACAAA